CAGUUAGAUAGCAAAUAAUGUGUUUGUUUUUGUCGCGCUAAAUUUUUGUCGCGCUAAGUCGUGAAUAACUAACAAACAAUGUCCUUUGGUCACGCUCAAAUCAUUUUAGGAAUUUUAUACACUCAUUACCAUAUGUAAUAACUGGAUUGUAAGUUCCUUUUCAGCAAAAAUCAUCUAUAUUAUUGUCAUUUAAAACAUGUUACUUCCUUACGUCGACUCGGUUUCUACAUCAAACUUUAGCGAUGUUUUAUUUUAUUCGUGUUUUAUACUUCACGUUUAUGCUAACAUUUUACCAUCAAAGAUGUAUAAGUGAACGCGUUGAAAUGAAUUUCAUGAAAGCGUUAGAAAGGACUUUAGAAGCUUCUGAACGAUUAGUCUCUUUCUUUGAAGAGGAUGUUGAUAAAGUAAAUCUUGAUGCUAUAUACGGAUUGCGAGUUGCCGAAGGAGCGUGGGCAUUAUGUUUGAAAAAAUAUCUAAAUUCCACCAUGGCAGAUGGGAAAAUGCGCCGUAUUUCCAACAGAAUAAGAAAAAUUCACCAGAAAGCGUCGUCAAUCAGUAAUCUUGCUCAGAUAUUUAUCAAACAUCGAUCUCCCAAGUAUUACGCGACGUUCAAGUUCGUCGUUGAUAAACCAUGGAAAUUUUACCGAGAUUUUCAAUUUAAUAAAAUACCUACUAGCAAUGUGACGAAUACAUCGGCUUUUAAGCACAGAGAUGAUUUUAGCGAAGGUACAUCAGACAGAUGCAUGUCUGAAGUCAUGGGAACCAACAUAAAUCGUACAAAAUGUACAGUCACUCGGGACUGUUUUAAGACUAUAACCAAUCAAAAUUCCUUCGGAUAUGGUCCCACUCAUCAAGUACUAUUUCUCACUUUAGCCAUAAUGUUUCGAUGUGAGACAAAGUAUUCUCCGAUACUCAAACAACUAUCUGGUUAUGACGUCCACGGGCUCAUACAGAAUCGUUGUGCUCGCGUAAUGAGUGAGUUGUUAAGACUGGAACGGUUGGAGAUUCCUGUGGGCUCACGUGAUCUUUACAUUGAGCAAGGUGUGGUAUGUGGAAUGCACGGGUUUGCAGAGUUCAUGACAUUUAAAAGACUUUACAAUGUCUUAAGUUGGCAAAGGAAAUAUGGAUGUUUUGGAAAGUCGAACAAUGAUGUUCAUAAUAGUCAGGAAACCGAUGCAGAUUUAAAUCAUGACCACAAAGUUGGUGAAGGAAAUCAUCUUGAUUAUUUAAAGUUGAUGGGCUCUUCUGACGAUAGAAAGAACAAAGACGGUACUCCUAGCAAUGAUGAACAUUCUGAUACACUGAAGGAAAGAGAUGGAUCAAGAGAUACCUCUGAUUAUAAGGAUGAAUCAAACACAGUCAGUGGUAACGAAAGCUACAUGGGCUUAUUAGGAAUACGUCAUGAUAUAUCCAUGAACAGGAGAGAGAGUCGAUCUUUCCGAAGCAUGCGCAAACUGUUGAUGGAUGUAACUGUUGAUCAUGGUUGUUCUUCUCAUGAGUCAGGAGUUGCUGCUGGAUUACUGGGAUUGUAUACAAAAUGGAUUUUACAAAAUAUUUAUACUGAGGAAAAUAGCUAAAUUAAGUUUAUAUUACAUUUAUAAUAUUAUAUACUGGCUCUCAAGCA
Molecule: messenger RNA, 1624 nt
Organism: Xenia sp. Carnegie-2017
Lineage: Eukaryota; Metazoa; Cnidaria; Anthozoa; Malacalcyonacea; Xeniidae
Product: UPF0764 protein C16orf89 homolog
Exons: 1
Coding region: 243-1577 (444 amino acids)
Cellular component (GO): cytosol; membrane
Source: RefSeq, a predicted model, not a curated record